AUGUUGAGCAUGAUAUGGCAGAUUCUGCUUCUAGCUCUUGGAUUAUCUUCGGUUCUUGCACAGGAAAGAACGUCCUUCGUCUCCUGGGCCUGGUUCUACUCCCAUGCCCUCGGAAACCAUAUGGACCGAGACCAUGCCUUCAUUUACUCCCGGACCGUCGGCUUCAUCACCCUCAACUUUCUCCCAAUCUGUGAGCAGCAACCCAGGCCAGCCAAACCGCCCAGGUCCUUCCUCUUCUACCACAUCCUCCAGCUCAGGGUCCCAGGGCCAGACUCAAAGCACCCUUACCGCUUCGUCGGGGACCCCAUCUCCAACGGGUCCUUCCUACUCAAUCACGUUGUCAAACCCCACGUCGACGGGUCAGAGCACAGCCGAAAAUUCUUCAAUGAAUACGUCCCAAACAGGGUCUUCUCCAAGCGGGGGAUCAACUGUCACUACUUCUUCACCAAACUCAAACUCCUCCUUGGCCCCCUCAACCAAGCCUACCUCCCCGAAUACAUCUCCACCUGGCACGCGAAGUUCUACAGGGUCCAGUCAUACCACGAACGUCUCCAGUUCCAAUUCGAAUUCUGGCUCCACAAGCUAUCCAAGCUCACCAACAGGCUCGAUCUCCAGGACAUCUCAAACAUCGGGUGUUUCUCCAACAGGAAGCCAUUAUACAACGGGGACAACCUCAGGCACGCCAACCGCGCCCACGACUGGUCUAACUUUUACUACUCCAUCCAUGUCUACAGGAAGCUCGGCCUUCACUCCGCCGACGGCUCCCACAACCGAUCUGAGUUCAAGCACAACAACAGCGUCUACAACAGGGUUGACCUCCACUACGCCCGGCGUCUCUUCAGGAGGUUCGACUUCAGGAGGUUCAACUUCAAGUACGCCGAUCGCACCAACGACUGGCCUGGCUUCCACUACACCCGGUGGUUCGACAGUAGACCUGAGUUCAAGUAUACCAACAGCGCCUACGACGGGUCUCACAUUCACAGCACCAGCUUCCUCUUCACCAAGCUUGACUAUUAG
Messenger RNA from Clonostachys byssicola, 1017 nucleotides. Lineage: Eukaryota; Fungi; Ascomycota; Sordariomycetes; Hypocreales; Bionectriaceae. The record is from the annotation of a GenBank genome assembly.